This is a messenger RNA of Porites evermanni, 28705 nucleotides long. The record is from the annotation of a GenBank genome assembly. Lineage: Eukaryota; Metazoa; Cnidaria; Anthozoa; Scleractinia; Poritidae.
AUUUGAAGGAUGUUCAAGAGAAAUGAGCUUUGAUUUCCAGGCAGGGUCGCCAAGAAGUCACGCUUCACUUCCGAGUUUUUGUCGUCGAGAGGGGUCAAGUCGGGUUUUGGACACAAAAACGGAUAUUUCGAUAUUGCCUGAAGCUAUUUUAUACACAAAAUUAUGCGGAUUUGACAUUUAAACAGCAUGAGUAACACGGAAGGAAGAAAUUAUUCCUUGGAGAGGCAACGAAGCAAAACCACCUUCACUCAGGAAUCAGCUGUGGCUACUGUGAAAUGUGGUUUUCUGUGGAAGACUUCUUUUCAUACUGGACGCACAUCUUCGAAGAACAGAUACUUUGUCUUAACCAGAAGCUCGUUGGAUCACUUCCGAAAUAACCAAACGGUAGUAAUUAAUUUUUUUAGUUUCUGUCUUUGUUUGUGGAAGUUACUGUAAAAUGUACAGUUUGAUGACCAGCUGGAUAGUUAUGUACCAGUCUGACUCAAUUCAUGGUUUGCAACCACGUGACAAGGCGGCCAUGUUGGGGGUCAAAACAAAAGAAUAUUUACUCGAAGAAUUUACAUGAAAAUAGAGUUUAGUUCCCAGAGGAAAGAAAUGCUUUUGUUUUGUUCUUGACCACCAACAUGGCCGCCGUGACGUCACGUGCAAACCAGCAAUUCCAAAACUGCCCAUGCCCCCCCCCCCCCCCCGAAAACAUCCUGACAUUUGACUUGUUGGAAAGAUUUUGCUCAAACUCCCUGGUAUAUGUUGACAGUUUAGAUGGUCAAAUGCCCCACCGGCUAGUGUGCUUCAAAAAGCGUGAAAUCCCCCACCUACCGGCAACUAUUCAAAAUUUACCCAUGCGUCAAACCAUUUAUUCAAAAUAUGUUAAUAACCUACUAAACACUACCUAGAUAUCUUAUGUCUUGAAAAGCUGUUUUUACGGAGGUUUGUUCAUUGCAAUAAAAUUGGUUAUUCCAGAAAGCCCACAUUUAACGGUCUUUUGCAAAGGUUCUCAAAUGCUCCAACAAAACAGUGGAUAUAGGAGCAAUAACCCUAGCCUAUGGUCUGGAGAACAUUUGGGAUCAGGGAUCAUGUACAGUACUGUACAUCGCCUUUGACUUUUUCUCCUCUUUCCUUAUUCCCUCUCCCCAUGCUCCUUUUCCUUUCCCUCCCCUCUUUUUCCAACUCUGGACACUAUGUUUGAAAGAGGUUGUAAGCAUUAAUACAAAGUUUAUUAUCAUCCAGGAAAAACUGAAAGGAAGUCUACCAUUAGCUGCCAUAGACACGGUAGAGAGACUUCCUGAAGACAAUUGCUCAUUUAGAAUCACUGGACCAUUUAAGCACCCACUGAUUUUACAAGCCUGUAGCAAGGAAGAGUGUCAAGAGUGGAUAAAGGCAAUUGAGAAUGGUAAGACCACCCACAAAUUUUAGCUUGUGUGGAUGUGCAAUAGAGAAGAGAAGUAGGACAUCAUGUUACCAAGGUAGCAAAAUUUGUGGAUCACAACAAAUGGGAGCUUAAGCAAUGACAAUGGGGACAACAAUAGCAAAAAAGCAAUAGGUUUAUAUUAGCAAAACAACAACUUUGCAUGUGCAUCAUGCCUUUUUUUAGAUUUCUUAGCCUUCAUUGCAUGACUGUGACAUGAAACUUCCUAAUUCCAUGCGCCUGCUUUAUGGGCUGGGGGUAGGUGAACACAACACAAAAUUCUCUUUUUUCUAUUUUCAACCUUUCGGAUUCAACCCCAGAAAAUGUCGUCAACAUUAAUAAUAUUUGACAAAUUAAAUGAAAUUGAAUAUGAUCGAUGAAGUUUUUAACAUUGGGAAUUCACUUAACUCUUAAUGCAUAUAUUUUUAAAUAGCUUUAAUUCUAUAAUAUGAUAUUAUAAAAUAACAAGAAAGUUAAGGUCUAAGUAAAAGAAAUUGGAAUCCAAGAGAAAAUUUGCAGUAUCCUGGUGCUUAAAUUUUGUGAAAACAGAUAUUUAUGUUAACGGUAAGAUAUUCCAAUAGCUUUAGAAUAUUGUAGCCCCAAUAUCUGUUUUUUUUUUUUUAAGUAAUUAUUGAACUGCACACAAUAAUGACUUUCUUAAGGGAGAUACCAUGUGCAGUCAGUCUUACUGAAUUUUACAGUCAUAUUUUUCUUUAUACAGACCUUUAAAUGGUCAUAAUUUUGAACAGUAUCUAUGGAUAUAGGUCUCUUGGGCCUGGAGUGAUUGUCAAUUUUGGGUCUUUAAGUGUUAAAACCUUCAUUACAUUUUAGGAAUUCAACAGUGGCGUCUAGAUUCAGAUUCUGGCACUCCAGGAUUUAACAAGAAAGAUGAAAUUUACAGCUUUCAGAAUGUCCCUGGGAUUAAGGUAUCUUAGUGAAAAGUGUUAGCAGUGAUUUUUUGUUUAACAAAUAAAGAAGCCUUGACAUUGCUCCGUUCUGUUGUAAAGCAUGCAGGAAGCGGCUAGAGUAUGAAAAAAGUAGGGGAAACAUGAGAUGUAGUUGAGUGUUUCUCCUUAAUUCUUGAGUGGAUGGAUUGUACAUCCGGGCCUUUAACUGAGUAGCUAAUUUUAAUUUGAUUUUUCUCCUUUCUAGGAGGCUCAUUUUUUCUAGGGCGUACUUGCUUUAAGCAAAGUUAGGUUAUUUAGGUUUUACACUUAUUUGCUUUGGCACCCACUUCCGGUGAAGAUUAUUAUUUAUCGAUCUCUUGAGGGCUAUGCUUCAAGUGACAUAUGACAUGAAUUAUUUGCCUAGAAGUUCAAGUUCUACACCCAAUUAUAAACAUGAGCUCUCUUUAAUAAAAUCUCAAUACUGCAAAAUUUGUUGUACAGUAUGCUUCCAUGCACCCUCAUAUGAGGUGCGUGUAUUUACUGCUGCUAUUGUUUCAUUCACUUUGAUUUUUUGAUUGUAUCGUUCUUUAUCAUUCACUAUUGUUCAUUCCAAAAUGUAAAUUUCAGACUUAAUAGUGUCUGUCUUACCUGACAUAGACUUCGAAUGGAAAUAAACAUCUUUUACCUUCCAUCUUCAGUUUGUAAACGGCUGAGUGGUAGCAAAUGUGUGAAUGUUCAGCUAAUGUGUAGGGUGGAAAAUGAACCUUACAAAACACUAUCUACAUCAUAAGUUACCCAAUGCCUUUAUAAUUUAACUGCUUAGUAAUGCCAUAAUCAGAGAUAGGUAUAAAAAAAUAACAGUAAUUUAAAAUAAAAAGCAUAUUGUUCAGGUUUUCACAAUUUUUGUCCACAGUGAAAGCAUUUUCUUUGUGGUCCAUGAUUGUUUGUGAAGUUGUGAACUCAGCAAUCUUGUGACAGAGGAUUUUUUCUUGUUUGCUCAAGAAAUGAAGGCCUUGAACUCUCAAUAAAAGGGCUUUUGUAUGUACUUAAAGGUUUUAAAUCGAUCUUCUGGUGAAUGAUUUAUUACACAAAAUCUUACAAAUUAAAAGUAAUAUUUGGGAGCUGAUACAACACAAUGGAUGCAACAGAAAAGUAUUAGGCUUGUGGUUUCUCAAUUAAGCGGAUGACUUAAUGUUUUCCCUCUGAUUUAGUGAUCAAUACCUGCCUUUUAAGGGAUUUUUUAAAAGGCAAGCUCAAAGUGUAACACCUUAGAGUUUCAUUUGUUGACUAAAAUAUGUUGGUCAGAUCAAUCAUGACAGAAAUAACAACAUGGAUUUACUUCUUCAGUUUUCAAAAAACUGACAAAGGAAAGUAGAAACUAUAAUGUCAUCUGUUGAAAAACAACUCAUCCUGUCCACAAGAAAGAAGGUUACUGUUUAUAAUGAACAUGUGCUGAACACAGUCUUUACUAACACAAUAAUCCUAGCAAAUCAACCACAACUUUGUUAAACUUUGCUUGAGUUAUUGUUCAUUAUGUCCUUAAACUCCAAUGGUAUUAAAUGCUGCCAGGAUUAAAGCCACUAAAGAUCUUGUGAUCUUUCGGUGAUCAAAUAUUAUUUUAUGGUUGACUUUGAUUCUAUAUUUGGCUCAACAUUUUUGUGAAAACAUUUGGUAAGGCUUUAAAUUAAACUAAGAUACUAACAUUUAUUUCUCUUUAGCUUUGAUUUUUUGUGCUUGUGUGUUACAUAAUAUACUUAUAAGCAAGAUCUUGUUCUUUGGAUUGGAGUUGUUUUCAUGCUUUUGACUUUAGUGUUUUUGUUAUUAAAACAGAUGCUCUAUCCAUCUUUGUGCUGUCCAGUUGGAGAUAAAGUGUCGUUCUCAGGUACAGUAGACAACUAUUUAUAGGUAACUCAUUGCUAAGGCUCAUUCAGUUCAAGCCAUUGGAUAAUGAAGACCUGGGAGCGUUUUUUCUCACCCUAGAUGUUAUACUAGUCCAUUGCAAUGUUAAGCAUUUUAUCUGGCUGGAGAGAAAUAGGAACUACAAAAAAUAAAAAGUUACAAAAGAAAAAGAAAAACAACAACAACAAAAAAACCAAGGGUAAUUUUGAGAGAAGAAAAUAAGACAAAAAUAAAUAACUUUUGACCCACUAACUGUACCCCUUUGUUCUGAAUUUCUCAGCUGCCAGUGAGCUUCAUCAUGAGUUUCCAAUGAUAAAGUAUGCAAGAGGAGGAAGAUCCAUCCCACAUGAAAGAGUCUUUAAACUUGAUAAUGACAACUUGGUAAGAAAUAAACCAUUGAUAGACGUUGUUAUUAUUAAUCCACAGCAAGCAAGUGAAGCCACUCCUGUAUAGCCUGAGGGGUUGUUGGAAUCUUUCUCUUUUUUUUUGCUUUUUAAGGACAAUAAUCUUUUAAUAAAUAAAUAAAAAUAUUAUAUAGUAUUUUUUAAAUUUGAUUUAAAUUUGUUUUUAAUGUGAUGGCUAUGACUCAGUUACAUAGAGAGUCUACUUUUUUAAAUACAAACAAUCUACUUAAUAAUUAUUUCAAACAAUAGGAGGUUAGAAUCAAAGCAGGUCCCCAUUGCUUUGGUAUCUUCCCCCCCCCCCCCCCCCCCCCAACCAAGAAAAAGAUUAAAAACAACAACAACAACAAACAAACCAGAAGGUAUGACAUAUUUUCUUGUCAAGUUGCUCUAAGUUUUUACUUAGUAAAUUCAACUCUUCUUCUGACGUGGAUUUUAUGAUCUUCAGAAAAUUACAUCCUCUGAACCAAAACAAAUGAAGGAUUUGUGAAAGUAAUGGCCCUUAACUGAAACGUUUAAAGGUAUUUCAUGACUGUCACUUAGGGCCGGCGGGGGCAGGAGAUUUCCUCAAACUACCAUACGUAUGAACCCCAGCUAUUUUCAUACAAAACGAAAGGAAUUCACUACCAAAAGAAUUAAUUUCCUUUUGUUUGUCUAAUACCCUGCCUAUUAAUUGCACAUACCUACAUGUGGUAGCAACUGCAAAAUAAAAGCUAAGUGACAUUCCUUUAUUAAAAAAACAAAACAACAACACCAACAACUUGCUAAACACAGAAUAAACAACCACAGAUACUAGUACUGGUUUUCACUUGCUCAUUACAUUAUAAUAACAACUUGCUCAUUUAUUAGCAUCUAACUGUUUUUUAAACACCUGCCUGCAGCACAUUAUGUGGAAGAAAAGAGGGAAAGCUCACAGUUUUAAUUUCGCCAAUACCUGUAAGUUCCUUUUUUAGGAAAGCUUUUGUGGUUUAAUUUUAUCUUUGGUGCAAAAUUAUUGUAUAAAGAAUAUUUUAUUGAAGAAAUUGAAAGGAUAAAAUAGAAUUGCAACUGUUAACACUCUGUCAACACUGCUACUUAUAUCAAUUUAGAUGGCAAUGUAUGAUUACCUUCCCUUUGUCACAUCCUUGUUAUACGCAUAUGCUUAUGAAACAAACAAGUGGUCACCUUUGAUGACAUCAUAGCAACAUUCAUACCCAGCUUUCACACAUGCUCGACAAUUGAGCAGAAAGUACCCAACUUCAAACAGCUGUUUAAACCCCAGGGGGUGGGAAAGGGGGGGGGGGUACUCAUAAAAUUUUUGUUUAGGUGUGUGCUGCCCACACAGAUGUGAAACAAAUGAAAAUUGAGACCCCAUUUAAGGCCCAAACCUUGAAAAUGAGACUUAGUUUAAGAGAAAAAAGAAAACUAAGAAUUAAUGAAAACACAAAAAACUUCCAUGAAUCACUGUCCUUAUACUUUGAGGUAAAGUUCAGUUUUAACAGAUGAUUUGUUUCUGGUGUAGCUGGGCAUUUACGCACUUGAAUUUUAGCUUAUAGAAUUACCCUACCCUAUCAAAGGAGCAUAACAGGAAUACAGCGGCAAAAAUGAUACCUUUUAAGAAUGGAGGCCCACAAAAACCAUACCCUAUUGGGCAGCUCAUACCCUAUCCAGCUCUUACACUCACUGUAUAUGGGAGUACCCCACAGGGUAUGUCCACAUCUGCUGGUCCCAAUGGAGGCUCAACUGUAAUACUAUAAUUGCUAUUACUGUUGUUAUGACUGUUGUUAUGUUAUUAUUAUACCACUACAUGAGAAAUUUCUGCAAUUUGAUUGGUUUAGAGUAGUGGUAUUUCACCUUAAUUUGAAAUAUAUACCUACAUGUGAAAAUUACAAACCUUUUACGGGUAGUAGUAUAAACAAACAAUAGCAUGAUUUGUACAUGAUAUUUGGAAUAAACACCACUUGUGAUAUUUCAAAAUUGUCUCAAAUUAACGGCUCAUGAAAUUACGUAUAACAAUUUCGAAAAAUAAAAAAAAAUUCGCUUGCGGUAUUUAUGCCAAAUAUCACUACUAAUCAUGCUAUUAUCUAUACUAACAUUAUCAUAAUCUGACAUACAUUUAAGUAGCAGUACUAACACUGCAUUUUUGUUUUUUUUUCUUUGUUGAUGUAAAGUAUGCCUAGAUAGAGUGAUUGAGGUACGAUGUGGUCAGCAAACCAGAAACUUUUUCAAGUUCCCUUACACUGAGGUUGAAAGCCAGUCAUUCUCGCUCAUGUUUGAGAAACAGCAGGGUAUUAUGUUAUCAUUUAAAUACCGUACAUUUUACUGAUCAGCAUGCAUACAUUGUAGGUUUAUAUUUUUUCAUAUCACAAUUUUGAUUUAAUGUAGCUGUGGUAUGCACCAGGGCUGGUAAUUGGAAAUAGGUUAUAGGUAAGAUAGGAGAAGUGGGGAUUAUUACAAUGUAAGUCUUCCUUUUUUUAAUGUCGUGUAGGUGAGUGGAGUCAGUUAUGUUCACUGGAUCUAAUAUGUGACUCAUCUGCGGCAUUUGAAAAGUGGUCUAGUGCUGUGAGUAUACACCGUAUGAUUAUAGUUAACAUUUAUAUAUUAUGUGCAUUUAUUAUAUAAAAUUUUAUCUAUUAAAUUAUGGGUAUUUAGUUCAUAUUUGAUAAAUUAUGUGUGGUUGUAUAACCCACACUCUUGUGCAAAAAGCUAUUGACUUCAUUAUUUUGCAUGGAAGGUCACUGGAAAUUCUUCCACUGUAAUCUAUCAGAUUCUUCUACAUACCCUGAACUCAACUCAACUGGGUGAGAUGAAAAUUGAAAAUACCGGUAAUCAUGGAAUUUUGUCUAUUUCCUGAUUGUUUCCUAAGAAAGAAGCCCUGGCCAGGUGGCCCUUAGUGACAGCCCUGAGUUAUACUAAUUACACACAACAAAUUUCACUUCAGAUGAGGGAAAUUAUUUAUGGCCAAGAUCAAAGAGUGAACCGCCAUAGGUUUGAUGGUGUUGAUCCAGUUGUUCUGUAUCCUUUGGACAUUUAUUGUUAUUGUAUAUAUGCGUUGGACCUCAGUCCACAAUGAAUGUGGUGAGGAGAAUGACCUCAUCUUUCGACCUCCUUGAUUUUUCAUCUCCUUUUAUCUUGCUGAAUCUUGUAUUUAUUCACCACGUUGGGCAGUUUAAUGUGUGAUAUUGUUCUAUAAAUACUAUGUGAGCGAAGAUGAAUGUGAUUUUUAAUAAACCAGCUUAAUACUAGAUUUCAGCUGAUCACAUACAUAUGCGUGUAUUAUGUUUAUCCUCUAACCCAUAAAAAGAAUCUUUAACAAUGCACAAAAUAACAUUGAAGAAAGCACUUUUUUUACUUACUAACAUACAUGUACUUAUCAAGAUCAGAUUCUUUAUACCAGUCUUGGGCCCAGGCAUCUUAAUACAAAGGCACACUAAUAAUAGAGUGAAAUAAUAAUAUGACCUUGUAGGUUCUAUUUGGAGCAAUACUUAGUUUGCAGUAUACCUUCAAUAUCUAACCUAGGUACAUGUGUUUAAGUGCCUUGCUUGAAAAAAGGGAGCAGAAAUAUUUCCUUAAUAGCCUUUAAAGGUGGUUGAAGCGACAUUGGUCAGUGAUGUCAUCACGGCGGAGCAAAGGAAUUUCAGUGGAUCAGGCCUUAUCAUUUGCUCAACACUGCUGCAGUGGAGCUAAGAAGAAACAGCAAUUAAGAAAUUAUAUCAAGGUUGUGGUUGAAUAUUAGACCAUUCAUCAGUGAUCUUUGUCAGUUAAAACCUGCUGAUCAGCUUUUCAUUUGCUUGAGACUGCGCAAUAUCUAAUUCAGUUUCUUGUUGAGAGGAAAAGCACUGACAGCAUAGAAUUAAUUUAGUGGUACUUAAGUUUGAAUUGUGAACGGAGGGAAGAUAAUAGAAGGCAAAGUGAAAAUUAUAGUUUUUUGUAUUUUUUCUUAUUUCUAAUUUUUUAUAAUUCCCAAAAUUUGUUUAAAGCUAAUCAAAUACAUAUUAAAUGUUACAAGCCUGUAUUAUUAAAGUGUUUUGCUGUUUGUCUGAGAAAUUGUUUAGUUGUAACUAACUUUAUUAUCUGCAAUGGCUUUGCAGGAUGUUCUUGAGGUGCAGUGUGGAAUUAUUCAACACAAUGAAAAUCUCUUGUGGAACUCGUUUCUGAUGUUGUUCAAUAAUCUUAAUGAACAGCCAAAUGUGAGUGUGAUAAUAAAUUUUGAAACUAAAAAGCCAAGUCUGUUUGAACUGGCAGUAUUCAGUACAUCUCACUGGCUUUCACUUGCAGGUUUUAUCCUUAGGCUCAAAACUAACCAACACCUAAUACAGUUAAAUAAACUGUUUCACCACAUGAAUUAAGUACAGCUUGGUAGCUUUUAUUUGGAUGAUCACUCUUGAGUCUUUCAUCCCAGGUUCAACUUUUAGUCAAAAACCCCCAAAAUUGCCUUUUGCCGAUUUUUUCACCUGAUUUUAUAUUAAAUAGCCAGAUUGGGUUGUUUUAUGCUGAAAAGUGGAUUUUUCUCAAAAAGCUUGGUACUUUCCUUAAGUUGACAAUUUAAAAAUUGUUAAUAUACUAGUAAAUAGUUCCAGUGCUGACAAAAUAUAACUUUGCUGUCGUCUAUUAGUUGCUGAAGAUCUUCUUUAAGUAUGCAAAGGAGCAUCCCAACCUUGGUAUGACACCAACUGAGUUUGCAGAGUUUCUUCACAGAGAGCAAGAGGUCAGUCACUGAGCUGUCUACUGUGUGAUUGUAGGUGUCCUCAUUAGGAAAAUUUCGCAGGCUGAGGAGUAUAAAAGCAAUAUUUUAUUGCGUUGAGGUUUAAGGAUGAAUUUUGUUUGUUUUAUUCCCCCAGCCUGGGAAUCAAGUUUGAAUUUUGAUGAUUUGCAACUGGCCCAUUAGGGUAACGAGGGCUGCUCCAUAAACCAGUUUGUUUAUUUGUUUAUUUUAUUUUACUGAGAAGAAUUCGUGCACAUGUAGUCUACAUUUUUGGACAAGUUUUCAUGCUUGCUACGUACUUUGGGGAGAUCAACUAGCAUCAGUGUAUUUUGGGAUGAAUUGUAUUUUCCAGAAUUUACAGAAUACUUCUUCUAAAGACAAUAAGUAUCACAUUACACCACAGUAUAGCCUGUUCACUCCUUAUAAAAGCUGGGGUCAGGGUAGCUGUACUUCAUGAGUGAUCUGAUGUGAAGGAGAUUAUUUAUGUGUUUCUUUCUAUGUUGUGUUGUCAUUUGUUGGUCUUAGGAGUCACUUAGUUUGCCAGCCUGUGCAAGACUGAUGUCUGUCCAUGACAACUUUCAUAUGACGUACAAACAGAGAUGUGCAGGAAACGACCCAGUGUCCUUUCGACUGAGCAAGUCUUUUUUGUCAUUUCAUGGCUUUCUGAGGUGAACAUACAGCUGAUGAGAAACAAAUGAGCAAGCUGACAAAAGCUGUAAAAUCUUUGAAACCAAGUACUAAUUCACAUAAAGUGAAAAGAAAACUUCUGCAGCAUUAUUUUGACUCUAACAUAUUAUUUAGUUUUAAUAGUACCUUCUUGCAAGAGAGACACAAAUCACACUACGAGCCACACCCUGUAUGCAGCUAUUGUUUGUUUGUAGUUGGUGCACUUCUCAGUAGCUUUAAUUCUAGUUGACAGAUUGGGCUGCUCAAUUGGGGUAGUGGUGCAUCAUGAGGACCAUGUUGAACUGAAUUUUCAACCCUGAAUCUGAACCUGAAUCCCUAGUACCUACUAUUUUCUUUUCAGGAAUUCCAUAAUAGUAGCCUGAAUAAUUUAGCACUUCUGUUCCACACAUGUGUCCUGUGUGUCAUUCUUAGCCACUCAGAGAUAUUCGCCUCCAUUGUUAGUCUAAAAUUUGUGUUAAAAUAAAGCUCAUGCUUGUAUGUAUGUAGCUUUAUUGUUGUAGUUCAAUAUUUUCCUUGGUUUAAAUUUUAUUCUCUUUUGUUUAAAACUCGUUAUCAUACAUUACCAUACCCCAAAACAAAGGAAAAUAAAAUUUGAUCCACAACAUAGCCAUCUCUCACUUUGCAUUAGGGUGUGUCUUAUGCUUCAUAUUUGGCUAACUAAUACUUGUUGACUUUUCUCACCACUCCCUACAAAUCUCACAUUUUUGUGACAUGUUUUCCAGUUAUCUUCGCAGUAAGGAUAAUUCUGCUGUCAAUCCAGAGCAUAACACUGUUUAUCAGGUAAGCACAUGUUCUUCUAUCGUUGUGUCUGUCUCCAAAUCUGUUUUUUGCCUCAUUUUUUUUUUUAAAGCAGCAAUUUUUAAAAAGUAAGAAACAGGUUUAAUUUAAUCUAUUGUUAAAGUUGGUUUUUAUAAGUGUCCCUCAUCUUCUUUGAACACACUAUGUAGAUUUCAAUGGGAUGUGCAGGGGCGGAUCUAGGGGGAGGGUGCAGAGGGUGCGCACCCCCACCCCCCUGCCGAGAUGACCUGCGGUUUUCUAAUACAACUGGUAUUCUGAAAAAAAAAAAAAAACUAUGUGGUUUAUUGGUGUUGAAGUAGAGCAAGAGACGAGUGCACCCCCUCCUAAAAAAAAUCCUGGAUCCGCCCCUGAUGUGAAACCAGAUUCUUGUUUAAAUUUUCUAACUAGUCAGACUUACACUUUUUUCUUAUUUCUUCCGAACGUUGACAAGUAGCCUCCAAUCUUCAAGGCAAGAAGGAAACAGGUCACAUUAGUUUAAAGUCAGACUAAUUUAAACUCAAUGUCUUCUACCCACGUAUUUGCAGGACAUGGACCAUCCUUUAUCAGAUUAUUUUAUCAACUCUUCUCACAACACAUAUCUGACGGGAAGGCAACUGAAAGGCCAUUCCAGUCUUGAAGCUUAUGUGAGAGCUCUGCUUCAAGGCUGUCGCUGUAUUGAACUUGACUGUUGGGAUGGACCAGGUACAUUAACAACCCUAGAAUACCAGAAGUUCCAUUUUAGGGGAUAGUGGAGCCAGAAAACAGCAUGAAACACGCGCAAGUAGAGCACUUCACAAGCGUGUACAGCGUGAAGCAACGGGAAGGCGUGACCUUAACAGGCCCCAGAGAUGCUAUACAACCACGUUAGUUAAUCACAACAGAAAUUGCAUUUUGCCACAUUUAAGGCUUAAAUUUUUUUCUUUUCAGAUGAACCUGUCAUUACUCAUGGACUCACAUUAACUUCCAAAGUCAGAUUCAGAGAUGUGGUUCAAGUUAUAAGAGUAAGAAAUACAUAAAUCAAAACCUCAUUGUUGUAACAGGGCCCCAAAGACAAAAUAUAUGAUUGAUCGACAAGUUUUGGAAAUACAGUAGAACCCCGGUAACACGAACUCUGAAGGGAAACGAAAAACAGUUCGAGUUAGCGGGGAAUACGAGUUAAUCAGUUCGAGUUAUCGGCGUUCUACUGUAACUUUCUUCGACAUUCCCCACCGAAAGCGUACAUUUUAGCACUUCAUGUAAAGCGACUUAUGGUUAAAAAAACAAAAAAAUUGAGAAAGCAAACCAUCUGUCCUUUACGUGCCACUUAUCUUAUUCAAAAUUGGGGACAAGAUGGCGAACAAACGCAGGCGCAGUCAUUUGUCACUUUUUAGCUGUACAGUCUUUUUUGCCAACAAUGCAUCGCAUCGUGGCCCUUGUACAUGUAUUGCGAUUUGUAUGGUAGCGUAGGAAAAUGAUAUUGUGGUCCUUGUAUCGUGAUUCGUAUAUUAUCUUGAGAAAAUGUAUAAUUACAGCCCUAGAAUUGGCACUAUACACCGGUCGUGGCUUGAGUAAAGAACUUGUUUUGGUCGUACAAGUCACUUCAACGUAGAAUUUUCUAGCUUUCUGCCUGGAACUGGACAACAUGUUAACAGCGGCCAAGCGUCACAAAGCAAGGAACACUAAUCACAGGUUGCAAAUGAAUAUCUUUGCUUAUUUUGCUAGGAAUAUGCUUUUGAGGCAUCCGAAUUUCCCUUGAUUUUGUCUCUGGAGAACCACUGCAACAAAGAACAACAAGUAAGUCUCCGUUCAUCAUUAUUGUAAGGAUUUAUAAAACUCAUUUGUUUUGGUGGUAAGUAUUGAAUGGUAUAGGGCAGGUUUCGCACGGAUCUAGCAUGUCUUUCCAACAUCAUGUGAAUCGAUUUGAACAGGCCCAAGUAUUUAGACCUGAUUCAACAGCAUCCAACAACAUUCAACACUGAGAAAUGAUGUCUCUUCUGUCAGUGACGGAGGCCACUCGGAAAAAAACCCAAAUACUCCCAACAAGAGUGUGACCUAUGUCACUCUGGUUGUUAGUCCAGAUGCUCUACCACUGAGUCAUAGAGUCCUAGGAGUCUCGUGCCAGGUGCUAAGGCCAUUGAAGUAUAGGUUCGUGGGACUUGCCUGCGAGCAAACUCUCCGGGGCGCUCUGGCGGCGGGGCGGGAAAAGGAAGGAGAGCUUUCAACUGCGUCUCUUCGGAAACCAGCGCGAAUAUAAACAAACAUUGAAAAACACGUGAAAGCACGUGCUAAGGGUAAUGACGUCAUUACUAAUGUCAUCUACGCCAAUCAGCAUUUUGCAUCGACUUUGUCGAUGCAGAUAUUCAAAUUCCAGACACGUAGUUGCAAGCUUUCCUUCCUUUUCCCGCCCCACCGCCAGAGUGCACCGGAGAGCUUGGUUGCAGGCUACACAUGACAAACAUCCGGGAUACUGCUAGGACUGGAAUAUCGAUGGGUGGCAUCAUAAUUAGUAGAGGAGACUGGUCAUGAAAAACGGCAAAUAUCAAAGGUAAAAAUAACGACAGUGCUGCAAUUCAUGUUGGAGAUUCCCUGGCGGUACAUAAACCUUAUGUUUUCUGUUCACAAAUUGUGACUGAAUAAAUUAAUGCGACGUUUUUACUGGUCAGUAAAAUCAAAAUGAUAGGAACGCUAUUAUACACUUAAUGUCAGAUCCCGAGGGAAACAGUUAGUUUUGUUUUCCCGAGAGUCCUGAUUUCGUCUCGGGAAACAUCAGGACUCGAUAACCGGAGCGAAUCAAAUUCGGUACUUAUAAGAACACAAAUUUAAUUCUCAAAACUACUGAAUGAAUGAUUUACAAGUACUUUCCUUAUAUUAUCUGCAUCUUUUUCCACCACUUGCUGCUGUUUGUCUUCUGUGAUAACUUUGAAAAUCGUUGCUUUUUAGCUUGAGCCUUCAUGUUUGUGUUGUUGUGUUCAUUCAUGAAAAAGAAAACUGGCAGUGUUUUCCCGCCUUUUGUCACGCCACUGUCCAACAUGUUCUGAUCAUGUGCUGUAAUGUAUCCAGAGGAGGGUACAUUGCUUAAUGUAUCACGAUCAGGAUACAUUUGAUUUUAGUCAAGGCCAUGUGACCCACAACCAGCCAAUGGCAGUCCCUGUUUAGUCGAGUGAAAGUUUAGGAAUAUAACAAUGAAAGUUGUACACCGUCAGGUCCACCAAAGAACAUGACAGGAGUCUGACGAGCUCCAUGACCAUUCCUCUCUAAAAACUAUGGUGGCAUACAGCAAAUGUGAUGUCCAACAAGGUGUCCUUGCCUGAUUUGAAUUUGUCCUUAACUUGCAGGCUAUAAUGGCAGACAUUUUUGUAACAGAGCUUGGUGAUAUGUUGGCCACAACUAACCUCUGUGACGAGCUAGGUGUGAAUACACUUCCUUCUCCUAACGAUCUGAAGCGUAAAAUUUUGCUCAAAGGCAAAAUUAAAACCAAGAAAAAGGUAAAAGUAACAUUCGUUUUCUUAAAAACGGCUCAUAUGUGAAGUAAUCAAUGGCUAUUGUUUUUCUAAAUGUUUUAAAAUACUGUAAAAACCCGUGAGUAAGAACCUGUUUUGUAAGAACCUUAGGCUAAGAUUGCCAGUUAGGUCCCCUCUUUACAACAACCUGUGUAGACUAAAAUUUGAAACAGGCUCUUGUUGUUUAAAAUCUAUUAAAAAACUCAUUAAUAAUUCAUUAAGAAAAUACAAAGGAAAUUAAUGUUUAAUGAGUGUUUGGAAAUCGGAUGAAACACUGCUUAGUAUUUGCAUCCUUAAUUUCUCCUUCAAAAAUGAUUUUGUUUGAGAAGAAAUAUCAAACAUUCGACACAGUGUUUCAUCACCAGAUGAAACACCUCGAAGUUCGUCAAAAAUACUCCGCUGCGCGUCGUAUUUUCAACUCUCUUCUCGGUGUUUCAUCUGGUGAUGAAACACUGCAUCUCAUGUUUGAUAUAUUACUUAAAAAACUCUGUACACUUGGCCAAAUAAGAUUAGUCAACUUUCAGGACCCUCUUCGGAGACAUAGGUGCCUUAUCCCCUUCAACUGCAAUGUAAUGGUUUGUAGAUUUUACAUGAGAAAUAAGCUGAAUACCACUAAAUACUCAUAGCUACAAUGUUUUUCUUUUCUUAAAAGUGAUCGCCCUAUUUUAGGCAAUUUCAGCUCUUACGUCUGAAAGAUCACUGAAUUGACUUAAAUAUCAAAGUAGAUGUUCCAAACUGUAGAACACAGCUGAAGUACAAAAGAGCCAAAAAGAAGAACGGCCGAAUGAGCGAACGUGAAGAAGAUUCAAAGGAAUUUGCGUUUAGUUAAUGUUGAAAAAGGGAAAGAAUCUUGUUUUAUAAUUUGUUCUUAUAAAUCAUGCUUGUUUUAAACUGCGCAUGUAUUUCUUCCUUAAGUGUUAACCCUUCGCUUUUUUCCACGACAGCAUAAAAUCUCAACUUCUAUCUGGCCCGGAGUGAAUGUCAGUCCUAUUAUUUCUGUAAGUGCUGUCGUUUUAGUAAAAAAAUUCUUGAACUGUGAUACUACUUGUAAGGAAUUUGAUGCCUUUAAUUUGAUUUUUCUUGGCGAAAUUCACAUACCAUUGGUUUUUGUGGGAUGAAGUGACUCAUGGCUGAUGAGGUCUUUGUCACAGUAUCUGUGUCAGUACACUCUACUUCGCUGUGCCGUGUCCGUGGUUUUCCAGCAGUUGAUUGAAAACUGCUCCAAAAUUCAGCCGCAGCCAAGCCAAAAAGUGAUGUCUGUCCUAGAGUGCCCUUGGAAAAACCAUAAUACGUUUGUAGUGACACACAAUAAGGAAGAGGACCCUUCAGAUUAUGCACGGUGCAGUUUGUUUAUAUAGAGUACACUGUUCACCGGCGAAAAUUGUCUGAUUGGUCGACGCGCGACCACGUGACAUUGCCAAAUUCAAAAUGGCGGCAAUACAUCCAUCGUUUGUUUAUUCCAGUGGAAAGAAGUGAAAUUGCGGCUUAAUAUGAGUUGCAAAUGCAUAUACGGAUAUUUUUAGAAUAGCCUAGACUUUUUAUUAUCCUUUUUCACCUAUUCCUAUGGGAUUCGUUCCCUGCGAUGCUCGCGUUUUGGCCGGUUUACCGGAUUCAACUUUGCACUCUUCACGAUCACGAAGGACAACAAUAUUUUUGAUGAAAGCCGGGUCACUAGAAAGAACGGCCUUUGUUCACAGCUCUAUGCAGCGGAGAAAUAAGACACUAUGGGUCCUUUGAAAUUGCUUAGACACCUGGAAGUUAUUUUAUUACUUUUUUUACCGAAAAGAUAAAGCAAAAUUAUGUCUUCUCCAGCAAGACUUUCUAAUUUAUAAAAAAAGCUUGAACAUGAGCUAAAUGAACUGUAGUGUCUGCAUUCAUGUUCUUUUCAUUGCAAUUUUAAUAUCAAAACUUUAAAGCCGUCUAUGACCGAGCAGGUUUUUUUUUUCUUUUUUUCUUUUCAAUGGUUACUGUGCUUGAUCUGAAUAAGAUAAUGAAAUUUUUAAAAUUAGGGCAAUACUAUAUAUAAAAGAAGAGAACUUUGAUUGCAAAUAUGUUAGUUGGAAAAAAUACUGAUUAUACUAUAUGAUCUUUUUACUAUAUAGGUUAGAAAAGUGAUGAGUAGUCAAAAGUGCUACAAAGGAGUAAAAACCCAGAUCUUUCCAUUAAUAAAUUUUAUUGACACUGUCAGGGACAUAUACUUUGCUUGAAUACACAUUUGUUCUUCAAAAAUCUUGUUUGUGAAGCUGCACUUUGUUUGAUUCAGGAUCAAUCAAUCUUUUCUGAAGAGAAAUGAACAAUAAAGUAUGUUAGCAUGUCACUACUUCAACACUGCCUUAGCCAACAACUAAGAAGAAACUCAACUUCAUAAAAAAAAAACAAAGUGAAAAAUACUUCACUGUAAACCAACAACCGCUUCAAAUAUAUAUCACAUUAAAUUCAUGCAAAAUGUAGACCUGAUGAGAAGUUUAUAGGAAAAGAAACAAAUGAUAAUUACAAUGAAACUAUAAUGUUUGAAUGAGAUCUGUAUUUGAGAGUUCUCUCAUAAUUCUGACAGAAGAUCAAAAUAGGAAACUGCAUAUCCUACACAACUGCAUUCAUCAACAUGAUCCAACUAAAAUUUCAUGAAGACUAAAAGUUUACUCCAAACUUUAAACUCCUGUAAGGUUUUUCCCAGGUUUGAAUCACAUUGAAUGCAUAUUUAAACAGUAAUUAGAUCUGUGAAACAUUAGAACGGUGCAAUGUCGUGGAAGGUCUGGGACAUUACUGAGACUCUAACAAAAUCCUUUGGUGCGAGUUCCAAAGCCGCCUACUAUUAUUUUAUUAUGAGCCUGCUACUUAAAAACUUUUUGACAGCCCUGAUAUUGCACAGUAAAUAAACACUGUUGGAUAUACACAUGCAAGCGGUCCAUGACCAUCAUGCUACCUAUCCCUUAAUCAAAAAACCUACAAAUCGCCUUUUGCUGACUUUUUCACCUGAUUUUGCAUUAAAUAGCCAGAUUUGGUUGUUUUAUGCUGAAAAGUGGAUUUUUCUCAAAAAGCUUGGUACUUUGCUUACAGCUACAGUGUACAUUGUAGAGCAGUCCCCUUUUGCUACGGCCCAAAGACUGGACACAGUGAACUCAAAUGCUGUAUUAGCCAAUGGAAUAAUUCUAAGAUGCAUUUAUGCUGUAGUAGCUAAUAACAUAAGAUGUAAGAACCUGUGUUCCUGUUUCUUUAUGAUUCGUUUUACAAGGGAUUUGAAUCAGAGAUCGUUAACAUUGCCAGUGUCAAAUGCUUGCUUGUCAGGCGAGUCGGAUGCGACAGUUACACCUCAAGAUAACUAUCUUAUAAGCUAAUACAGUGUUACUACAUGUACAUCUAAAUUAUUAUUUCUUAGCUAAUACACUGUUUGGGUUCUCUGUGGACAAAGAAAACUGUCUGUAAUAAUGAGCUGUCCAUAAAGUGGUGCUUAUAAUUUCAUUUACCAGCAGUUCUUUUUAUCUUAAUAUUCCAGAUGGUAUAAAAAUUUAAUUACGAACAACUUACUAUUUGAAACUGGCUACAGUGUUGAUGGGAUGCUACAGUGUACAAUAAUACUUUGAAGGGUCUGACUGCACUCUUAUCGAUCAUAGUCAUUGCCUCCUGUGAGCCAAUUCAUGGAUGAAUUUGAUACAUGUACAAAAGAAAAUCCAACACUCAACAAUCAGAAAGAUGUAAUACUAUGUGACCUCAUGAUGGAACUUAAAGAAAGGAAAUGUAUAUUAUUUUUAAGUUACAUGUAUUUUCUUACCCUUUUUUUAAGUUAUGUAAAUUGGUCUUUUGUUGAAGAAAAUGAAACAAUGUCAAAAAUUAAUGUUUUGCUGUGCAUGCAUCAAUCAUGCAACCAUGAAUUUGACAAAGGUUUGGAAUUGAAAACUGGACAAGUUUGUACUUGAUGUACCAAAUUUCUCACCGGCUGAAACUAACAAGCAUGAUGUGCCAAUUUUUGGCUCUAGCUGACAUCGUAAAUAAGAAAACCCAUAUUUUGGAAAGCAUUUUUUGGCAAAACAAGAACUGAUUAUGCGUAUACAUAUUAUAAAACUUAAAAGUACUCAAUCACAAUUAAUAAAUACACAGUACAGGUAAACCCCCAAUGCUAGCAAUCUUCUGUGACCCAAAGAGGGCAAGUAUGCUGGGAAAAAAAAAAAUAAUAACUCCAAGGAUUGCUCUACAGAGAUAUAACCAUCCCUUUUCAGGGCUGUCAUUACGUUUUGAAACAGCCAUAGCAAAUGAAGAUUCACCCAAUACAGGUCCCAAAAAUUUAAAUUACCACCUUCAGCUUUCCACUUUGAUCACCUGUAACAUCAAGUGAGCUCAGCUGUAACAGGUGUUAUGGGUUACGGCCCCUAAUGACAGCUCUGCCUUUUUAUUUUAGACAAUUCUCAGUUUAUGAAAAGCCAAAACAUUUUUAUUCAAUCAUUACAUGUAGAUCUCAUUACACUUUUAUCCUUCUUUGGAACAUUACCUGCUAUUUUUCAAGAUUAUUUCACAAAAAAAGACUUUACAUAAUUAUCACAAAUAUACCUGAUCAGCAUCUAAUAUAAAAUUUUAUUCUAAUAUUGUAGUCAAUUUUUUAUUGCAGUUAAUUUAUAAUUUUCUGUUCUUUUUGUGUAUGGCAAUGUAUGCUAAAAAUAAAAGAAAAAAUAAUAUUUAUGCUGAGAUACAAAAUUAACUGUGCACAACAUACACGUAUACAUAGAUUAACAGCCAAAGAAUUCUCAGUGAAAUACAGAGGGGCAAAUUAUUAUGGAACAAUCCACCUGAAAACAUUAAUGCCAUGGCUGAUUAAAAAAGAUGUCUAAGUACAAGUACAGAAUAACUUCCAGCAAACGUUCAGGAAAUAGUUUAAAUUGUAAUAUAAGGUGCCAAACAUGAUAGGGCCAUUUUUGUUCUCAGUUAAAAAAACAACUUUGUGCACGCAUAAUGCAUGUACGGUCUCUAGGGAAAAUACUAUUUUUUUCACUUUCGAUCGAUCAAAAUCGUGUCCCAUUUGACACACAUUCUAAAGAGAAAACGCGCUGAUUUAGAUUUAGCGGUCUUCCUAUUAAUUAUAAUUAUAAUGAUUAUUAUUCUGUUGCUCAAACGGCCCUCCACCAGCUGUACCUUUCAAUUUUCUCUUGUGUUGGACUGUGGGGCGAGAAACUUUAACCUGAGCAUAAAAUGCCAGCGAAGCUUAAUAAAUAAAAAUUCGAAUGUUUGAGGAUACACUGAACUAGACCUCCAGAGGGUCCCUGAACUUCAAAGAUGCAAGUCGAUAUUUGGUACGAAAACGGUCCACACGUUUAACACAACUGCCGCUUCCGUGCACAGCGGUACAAGCUAAUUUAUAUACAUAACAAAGCCCAAUAAUUUUUCUUUCACUUCUUUACAAUUUCCUGUUGUACCGAUGUGCACGAAACUAACAGUAAGCAUAGAAAGUCAAAAUUACCCACCUUUUUGGCAUGCCUUUCGCACCCAUGCCGGCGAUUGCAAAGCCAAUAUCUCCGACAAAUACCCACCACUGGGUUUGUCCGCCGUUUCCAAGGCGCUACAUUUUCUAGAGAAAACAUUCCACUCAAAACUUUGACCAAAAUGUUUUUUGAUCUCUUACUAUGGCAAGAAAACCACAACGCUAUCACUGUCAAAAAGACAGCCAUUAUUUUUUUCAUCUCAACCGGCAUUUUUGCCUCAGAGCCAAUGACAUUGCGCGAAAUAGAUCACGUGCGAUUUUUAGUAGAGCAUGCGCAGACAUUUUUCGCCGGUGAAGGGUACACUGUGCACGCCGACUGUCUAUCCCUUCCUUGUAAGCAAAUUUAAAAUGUCUCGCUCGAGGCUCGAGGUUUAAACCCUGUUCUAUUGUUUAUUACUGCUUUUCAACAAAACGUUUUACUUCUUUAUCUAAGUUGAACACGUCAUUUUGUAUCAGUUAGCAAAUUUUACGUCGUAGUCGUGUGAUAAUGGCAAAGAAAUUUCUUUUUCUACUUAUUUUAUAUUUUCUGCUGUAUUUUUACAUUCGUGUUGCAAAUAAAUAAAUGAAAAUGCAUCAAAAGUGUACUGCAGAUGCAGAAUUGUUGUUUUCCUUAUUAUCCUUUUUCGAUCUUUUUGACGUUCUCGUUUUCGUCGUCGUCGUGUUUGCUUAAUCUCCGGAGAGUUAAACAGGCCCCGCUUUUGGGUUUGUUUAACCUUUAUUAAUUGACUUCACGAAAUAUUGACUUGUUCUUUUUUUCGUACAGAACAUUUCCACAAGAGUCAAAAAAACAAGUAGGGGCGUGCUUAUGUCCAGUCAGGUGAGUUUUAAGACCCGUGCAAACGGACGCAUCAUCGUUGGCCAACAACUUCCAACAUUGUUGAAUGUUACAUGUUGCGUCCGUUUGCAUACCCUGUUGCAUGUUGUUGGAUGUUGAUGCGCAAAGUUUGAAACCGGUCAAACUUUUCAGGCAACAACUCCCAACAAUUCUUUUGUUCCGUGAUCGCUGAAGCGUAGCGCAACAAUGUUGGAUCCGUUUGCACACCCUGUUGCAUGUUGUUGCGUGUUGUUGGGAGUUGUUGCGCAGAGUUUGAAACCGGUCAAACUUUUGAGCCGGCAGCUCCCAAUAUUUCUUCACCAGUUGUUCCGUGAUCGCGGCAUAGCGCAAUAAUGUUGGAUCCGUUUGCACAGCUCUUCCAAUAUUCGUGGGGCCACGCACACGAAUUGCACAUGGUCUGCAAAGUCUUAUGGGUUGUAUCCUUCUCACGAUGCACUGCAGGCCCCAACAUUCUUGGGAGUUGUUACAUCCGUUUGCACGUAACUUUAAGGUGAUGUUAAAGGAGACGAUUCGCAACGACGAUUGGUAGCGCAACACAGCGUUGCAACAUUGUUACAACAUUGUUUCGAAUGGUUGCAACAUCGUUCCAACAUUGCAGCGCUGUGUUGCGCUAAAAAUCGUCGUUGCCAAUCGUUCCGUGUAACAUCACCUUUAAUCGAUGUAGGUUUGCUCUUAAGUGCAACUUUUGUUUUCGUAUGUAUUUGCUAGUUCAUGAAAGUGAAAAUCAAACACACCUAUUGGUAAAAAUGUUUUCGUUUCGUCAUCAAAUGACAUAUUUCAUGUUUUUUCCUCUUAACUUUAUUAUUUUGAAGUCCCCAUGUUCCGUUCAUGGUAUCAUGGCGUGACAUUGCGUAGGACACCCACGAGCAACAUGCGGCAUCACGGCAGUCACUUCUUUCGUGUUUCGCAAAAUCAGAAAAAACAUUUUUUUGUUUAAAAAAUAGUAAAAGCAAGUAUUGACUUUCGAAAGUAGUUCAUGCAGAGGUAUCGCCUGAUAGCUUAUUUGCCCUCUGCUUCUUUCCUCUGUUUUGUUUUUCCAUUUCGUUUUUGUUUUAGUUACUCUUUUUUAAUCAGGUACUCACAUCGGUAAUGACACACAAGUAGCUUUUGAAAUGUCUUGGUAACACACUGAAAUCUUUUUUUUUUUUUUGUCGCAGUCUGAAGCAGUUUUUACCAGAUCAGAAUCAGCAAAUUCUCUCAGUUCAGGUCGGGUGCGAUCAUUGACGAAUGCAACAAUUGCGACGGUGGUAAGGCAGUAUGAACUGUGUUAAUAAACAAGUCGUGUAUGUAAUUGUUAUAUGGCUGGAUGUUGUUUCCCAACAUAGUGGGCUGUCAUUGGUUACUUCAAGGUCACAUGACUUCUAACAAUAAACUGUUUCCCGCCAAAAGCUUGUAGGCGAGUAACUUGGCAAAAAUCUCCGACGUCAGACUGUAUUGGUGCACUGGUGUUCGCUAGUGAUGGCCGCUCGCUGAGAUUUACUUUCAUAAACUGGUAUACGUGGAAGGGUUUUCUUCGAGGGCUAUUUAAUUUUUUCCCCGGGACCAAUCACAAAAAAGAGUUCAAUAUAUAACAAAUAAACAUGUUACGUUCAUAAGACAAAAAUAUCUGCGUCUCUGAUUGUAGUCGGAUCACUGACGGUUAGGGAACCAUUCUGAUGUCAGUAAAGCUGUUGUCAGUUGUAUGUCAUUUACUACUAGGUUCGUGUGUCACGCGUUCUGUUUACUACAGAAAAGAAAGGUUUGGAUUCACAGAAACCAUUCAACUGUGGGGGAACGGGUGGUAACUUUGCUCGACAAAGUAGCAGCCUCGCAAUUCUCUUAAAAGCAACUGAACACAUUUCUUUAUAAGAAAACUGUUAAUGACAAUUUAACGUUAAGUGCUUUUGAAUAUCUGUAGUGUUAGCUCCAUGUGAAGUGCUUAAUGUUGUCGUGGUUGUUGUUGUUGUUGUUGUUAUUAUUAUUAUUAUUAUUAUUAUUAUUAUUAUUGUUAUAUGCAAGGCCGCUUAUGUACUUAUUUUGGUUUCACGUUCGAUUCAUAACAGGGCUCAACAAGCGAAGAUCAGUACAGUAUAGUAAGUACCUAGCACUGCUGUUAUCCUCAUGUAGUAAAGUUUAUUCGAGGGUGGCAAUAGUUCAUGAUAUUCAUUACAGAGCGAAGAGGAGUUCUGUUUGAUUUUGAUUCCAAUUUAAUCGAGCUGCGACGUAGUUUGGAAAAUUACUCCAAUAUUUUAGCAAAUGAAAAUAGCUUUGCGAAAUCAUGAAAUUGUUUUUGAUUUUGAAUUCAAAACAGCUCUUUCUUAAUGAUUACAUCGCCGUUAGUGAUUUGGACUGUGUUUUUGUAGAUCCCGUUGGAAGAUUCCAUGGGCAAACUAAUUGUAUAUUGUCGUGCAGUGCCUUACAAAAAGCAUGAAGUCUCAGGUGAUUGCUGUGAAAUGUACUCUUUCAAUGACGGCUCUGCGCAAGAUUUCAUCACAGGUCAUCCUCGAGGUACAGUGUAAAUUUAUACACCACUUUAUCAAGGCCAUUUAAGAUGUUUUCUUUUUUCAUAUAGGAUUUUUUCUUUUUACAAACAGACAUUUGAGCAUAAGAAUGUGACCUCGGUGGAGAGAUGCAAAGUAAUUUUUAAAGGUUAUUUUUCCUGCGCGUAACAACUUAAUGAAAAUUUUUAGCUACCAAUUUUAAGCUUUUCAAAAGCGUGUUGGUUAUGUUUAAAGAAGAACAACUUCAUGCCGAAUGCGGGUGAGAUUAAAGAACUUCUGUUUAUCAAAGUUACUGUGUAUUUGCCGUUAAAAGUAAAAAGUAUAAAAGUAGAGUUCUGAAGCUUAUCUGCAGUGAAGUUAGGGAAAAAUCUGUCGUUGGAUUUCGAAGUUAUUUACAUUUUUUUAAAAAAUGCGGUUUCAAAUAUAUGCCGAUAUCUCAAAAAAAUUAUACCUACAAGAAAAUACAAACCAUUUUCUUAAAGUUCCAUCAUUCUUUGUUAAGGAUACCAAAAAUCAUAAAAAUUGGUUAAAUCGUUCCUGCUGAAAAACGGUAUUCAAAAACGUAACCAACAAGCAUAAAAAUCGGUUCGGGCCGCCUUAACUAUCACGUAAGUUGGGACAGAAGUGGUCAGUAUUUUCUGCCCCGUCAAUGUUGGCUUUUUCGAGGAGGCAUGACAGAAGCAAAAAAAUCAACACUGGGAGGGGAGGAGCAGAACUUUUUGUCGGAAUAUGGGUACAGCACGGGGGUGUCCCAACUUCAUAAACCAGAAACGCAAGCACAGUGAGAUACGCAUGCGGAUUUGAGUAUCACAAGAUAGAGAAAGCAGGGUUUGCAAAUUUUAUUGAUGAGUGGAGUCAGUGUGACUUCUGCUUCACAAAUUUUGGAGUCAUUUUGGAAUAUUUGGAGUCAAGUAUCACAACGAAAAAAGCCAUUUUUAGACUUUCCAGCACGUGGUCUUGGCAUGUAUACACUAUCGUGAGGGAUACACGAAGUAGCUGUGGCGGUCCGCUAACCUGAAAAGCUCAAAUCCAUGAUGGCGGUCAUCGAGUAAACUUUGAUCGUAAUUUACCCUCUUCCUGUUUUGUAGGCAGUAUAAUUCUUUAAUUUCGAUGAUUUCAUUAAGGUUUACAACGUUUACAAUUAACGUGAAUUGUAUUUGUUGUGAAAAAGGUAAGGACAAAACUGUGCUUGUUACCGCAAAUUUCUGGAGUCGAAGUGGCUCCCUGUUUGUUGCCGAAAAUUUCUGGAGUCGAAGUGACUCCCUCCGUAACCUCCGUGGAGUCAUCUGAACAAUUUUGGCGUAAAAUACGCCAAAUUUGGCGUAUUUGCAAACCCUGAGAAAGCAAUCGGAUGUAUUGGAAAAUGAACCACCUCAACGCAACAUAAACGCAAGGUUCAACCCAUGAAACGGACGAUUUCCAUUUUAUUACUCUCUAUAUUGCGCAUGCGCUUUCUUUGCGGGCGAGCACUAUUGAGUUCGUUGUUGAUUCUCUCCUUUGCUCCGAGAGGAUUUUUCUUCGGUACUUCGGUUUUGCCCUCUCCUCAAAAACCGACAUUCGACCAGGAAUACGGUAGACGAUGAACUACUAAGGGGAUGUACUACUGACGGCUUUCCUUUUUCUCGAUAGAUAUUUUGUCGUUGGCUAAUAAGCACAUUGUGAGAACAUACCCCAAAGGAUCAAGAGUCGAUUCCUCAAACUAUAACCCGCAGGUCAUGUGGAAUGCCGGACUUCAGAUGGUGGCCAUCAACUUGCAGAAGCCAGGUACUAUAUAUUUCAUGUGGUGUUCAAGUGACAUUUUUUCAUAAAGUGUUUUUUUUUUGUCAUCGCUCGACCGACCAAUUUUUGGGAAAAAUGAAGAAAAGAGAACAAUUUUCUUAAAUUAAUCCAAGAGCAAGACAUCCUUUUCUUCUAUUAAAUCAAACGUAGCUUUCCAUCCAUAAACGUUUGUAUAACUGUAUUUCAGUUAAGACGGGUUCGUGCGGGGAAACGUAAACAACACAUCCUGCCAUCUUUUUCUCAUUUUUUCACAUACUCUACUCUAACGAUUUGAAGAGUGUGGUCCUGACAUUAGUUAUAACUUUAUUUUACGUGACCAACCUAGCCACUUAAACGAAACGGAGGCUGGUAGAGAACGAGUGGCCUAACCGGUUUCUUCCAUUGGAUCAAUUUCUUUGUUUUCUUUUUUGUGCCAGACUGUGGCGUGCACCUCAAUCAAGGAAAGUUCAGGAAGAACGGUGGAUGUGGUUACAUUUUAAAGCCGGAUUCUUUGAGAAACAGGGGUAAGUUAGGCAAAAGCAACAGAAAGUGAAGUCGCCAAGAGCAGUAGCUUGUGCAUUGCUUAUGCAAUUGACCACUCCAGAAAAUACUAUAACAUACCAUAAUGCUCUUUGUUUGCCACCCCAAAAUUUUACAUAACCAUUAUCUUCAGUUUCUCUUGGAGCCAUUUUAACUUCCAAGAGAAACUGAAGACAAUGCUUAUGCAAAAUUUCGGGGUGACAAACAAAGAGCAUUAUGGUAUGUUAUGGUAUUUUCUGGAGUGGUCAAUUGCCCAUGUUUGAUAUGUUAAAAUUCUAAGAUGACUUCGAGGCUUUCUGGUCAUUUGCUAUAUUUGGUUUGAUUUUCUUUGUGCUCAAGUCACUUCUGGGAAUUUCGAGACAAUGGAGUCGUGAAAAAUUUGCAAUUUUCUGCUCAAAGCCUCGGAGUCAUGUUAUUAUUUUAAUAUAUCAAACAUGGGCUAUUCUCAGGUUUCCAGGUUCCCAACCACGCGGAUAUGAAAUAACGGUUGACUCUUGUUCAAUUCACAUCCCUCCCCACAUAAGAGUGUUAAAUUUACUAAGCUCAGUCUACGCCCACUGUGAUUGGCAAUCCUUGUACUUAAUUCCCUUCUUCUACAUGGCAUCCUUUCCUGAUCUUUUGUUUUUAUUGCAUUUCUUGACAGACAAGUCUAAUUAUUACCCAAUGAUUAAGGAAAGUCCGAAAGGUGGAAAGUCAUGUUACUUCACAAUAGAGGUAAACAAUAAGAGAAACAAGAGAGGUCAAGUGGUCGGUAGAAACGAUAAGAUCCUUGUUAGCCCUUUUUUCAACUGAAGUUUUCCAUAUUUUUAACAAUUAACUUAACUAUGUACUUGUGUUUAACUGGGUUAAUUGUGCGCUUUAAUGUCAGGUCUUGUCGGGACAGUAUUUACAUGGCGAAGAAGAUUCCCAGUUUCCAAUACGUGUUGAUGUGGAGACAGUUGGUGUUCCAGAAGACUGUGGUAUACUAAGCACCGAGGUUAGACAACUUUCUGUUAAGGUUAACUAACUGAGAAUAAUGGGUCAAAGAGGAAAUGUUAGGGCGUUGACCGGGAUAUGUGAAUUUCACUUUUAAGUUAUUAUCAGAGGUUUUAAUUUAACUGUAGUCUAAUUUCUGGAACGUCAGCACAUUUUAAUCGGCUGCCUCAAAGCAAACAUUUCAGAAUAUUGUAAUGGCGACACACCAAGAGAGGAUAAUUUCCUAGUAUUCUUCCUUGACAACACAGAAUAAAAGUUUGCGGACCUCUCCGAAAACCAGCUUCCGAUUAACUUUAAGCGUUUAAUUGGUCCAAAAAUAUUUUUGGUGACAUUACAUAUCCAAAGGGCUAGACUGGGUGUGUCCCUCUUUGUUCCAUUAUUCUCUCUUGGGUUGACCUAACUGAAACAAACAUAACGGCAAGACAGGCUAUAAAUUGUUCUGUGGAAAGUUUGAUACCUCACUAUCCAGUUGUUAUAGUUAUGUGCUGUGUUUCAGUUUUUUCCUCAAUUUAAAUGUUAUUUUUCUUUGGUAUUGCGUAUGGUGAUUUAUUAUAUAAACACCAAUGAAAUACCAGGUGAGCUUUCGCGCGAAAACUUGAUAUCAUCGCAUGUGAACCUUCACAUGUGAAAAUAUCACCUAUGGCUACAUAAUAAAUCGCGCCUUUCACACCCAAAAAACUAUUAAACUGAAAUGGUUUGGUAUUUCCGCAUUGGUGUUUAUAUUUUGUUGAAAAAAUAUUUCAGUCGUUCGCUGCGCUCACUCGUGAAAUAUUUUUCAACACGAGAAGAGAAAUUUCGUAUCUCCAAGCGGCCAUGUAAUAUCCCCUAUGUACGAUAAAAGGGCCUUUUGUAACUGGCAAAAUUUCAGGUCACGUGAUCAACUUUCUGUAAGCACGGAAACAAUUCUUUUUGGAAAAACUGAUUUCAGCAACAGCUGAAAGAGCAUAUAAAAAUUAGGUAACUUGUCAAUUUUCAACCGUAUAUCUCAAAAGUAGCGAUUGCAACGGACUCCGAAAGUUAUACGGAUUUGCAUGGGAAAAGUAGCUCUUGCCACCCAGUCACGGUUGAGUAGUUUUCCAUUCAGAUGCCUGUAAGUGUCGAAAUUUUUAAACUGUCGUAAAAUCUUUCCCUUGCGCAUUACAGGGCUCGCAUUUUUUGCUAUAAACAGGAAAUUUGAAGACGAGAUGAAAACGGUUGCGUAGGAGGUUAAGUUGCGAUUACCAUUUUCUUCAUUCAAGUUAUUUUACGACUUCCCCCACUUCUACACAUCCUCUCUUGCGUUGGAUCAAUAUUUUCAAAUAAAAUGGUACGAUAUAUCAAACAAUGCGCAUCAUUUAAAUCGAAUCUAAAUUCAAAUUUUGAUUUGUAGUUUCUUUUCUUUUACAGCCCACUAUGGACAAACUGAAUCCGCAGUUUCAUAAUGCCAAGCACCUCUUUAAAAUCAUUAUGCCAGAGCUAGUAAGUGUGUUAUAUUUGACUGAUUUGAUAAAUCAACACAGUUUAUUCAUUGUCCUGUACGUAGGUUAUUGCGUUUAAUUGAUUUCAGUCUUUGUAAUCGGCACGGCCGGGGGCCCGGGGGGCGGUUACUGCCAUAUAUGGGCUCUACACUGGUAUAGGCUAAUGGUUCCAGGGUCCCAGCGGCACAUCCCCACCCAAAAAUUCCUAAAGUACCCCCCGGGCCCAGGGGAUAACAACCAAGAGAACACAGCACUGGAACGAGCCCUUUCUUUAGUUUAUUAAUUACUAAUUGAUUUUCUUUUAAAUUUCAGUGCCUUGUUUACUUCAAAGUUCAAUUGUUAAGCAGCAAUAAAAGUAGGAUACUAAGGCUACUUUUUCAAGAAGUUAUCUCUUUGGACAGCCUUAGAUCAGGUAAGGAUCAUGAUUGACUGUUAUAAUUGACAGCCAUGGAGUGGCCAAUCAUAGCCAAAUCAUGGAAAUAAAUAAAUAAAUCAGAUCCAGUCGAACAAAAACAACAACAAACCCGAAAACGCGUGUUAACGACGUCUUGUGCUUGGCAGGAAAACGUUGCGUCAGUUUGAAUCUUGACGUCGCAACUACGGAAAUAUUUCCGCAGUUGCAUGGCGUCGGUUCUAAGUAUUUGCGUCGAGAAAUAUGUGCCACUGUGGUUUGAUAAGAAUUGUCGGGCUUCGCAAAUUUACAGCAUUUACAGCAUUUUUUUUUUCCGCGAAAAGAAACGAGAGAAACUUUUGAAAUUCCAGUUUGAUUAUCAGAAAUAGUCUCUAUUAAGAUUUUUAUUUGUUUUCACUCAGUUUUGAUUUAUUUAUCAGGAAUCCGCUACAUCCGUCUUCGAAGCCUGACUGGUGUUGAGAUUCCUCACAGUGGUUUGUUUGUUCGUAUGAAGCUUCAGGAUUUUCAACCUGCCACUUUUGAAGUCAAGGGUACCUCACGAGAAAGGCUUCUGACAUUUUAG